Messenger RNA from Gossypium raimondii (Peruvian cotton), 2041 nucleotides. Its product is annotated as probable E3 ubiquitin-protein ligase WAVH2. The coding region runs from base 220 to 1836 and encodes 538 amino acids. The record is from RefSeq and is a predicted model, not a curated record. NCBI's taxonomy places the organism in Eukaryota, Viridiplantae, Streptophyta, Magnoliopsida, Malvales, Malvaceae. The transcript is spliced from 3 exons.
ACAGUGGAGGUGACACCAAACACUCAUUCAACAAACAGCAAACAAAGGGGCUGGUUAAGACCUUAGAGAGUGGUAGACAUUUUUGCAGAUUUUGCAGACCUCUGUCCCCGUUUCUCUAUUUCUUUCUUUCUUUUACUCUUUUUCUUUUUCACAUCCUUCUGUUAUCUUCAGUACCAUCACCAAAAUUUGGAAGCUUGAAGAAGAAGAAGAAAGAGGGCAAUGGGGGUAGGUUCAACUGCAUCUUCUAAGCUCAAAAAAGCGGCUAAAAAAAUGGUGGUCGCUGCAUGUGGUUCUUUCUCAAAGAAUACUCCUCCUUCUCCUCCUCCUCCUCCUGCUGCUAUGUCAAUGUCACCAUUGAAACCAAAGAAUAAGUUUGAAGCAGUAUCAGCUGGAAUUGAAGCAGAAUCCAUCACCAACCAUAAUGACCUUGCAUCUAAGAAUAUAUGUGCAAUAUGUUUGGAGGUUCUGAGUUACAGUUCUGGUAGCAGUCCAGGGCAAGCAAUAUUUACAGCUCAGUGUUCUCAUGCAUUCCACUUUUCCUGCAUAUCCUCGAAUGUUCGCCAUGGUAGCAUCACCUGCCCUAUUUGUCGUGCUCAUUGGACCCAGUUGCCACGCAACUUAAAUCCACCUGCAUGUUCACUCUCUUGCAACCAAAAUGACCCUGUUUUUCGUAUCCUGGACGAUUCUAUUGCUACUUUCCGGGUUCAUAGACGCUCCUUCCUUCGAUCAGCACGCUAUGAUGAUGAUGACCCUAUUGAGCCUGAUCACACUCAAAAUCAUCCCCGUAUUGAUUUAGCUUUGGUUCCCCUCCAACCAACAGUUUUGACUCACCCUUGCUGCUUUCGGCAUCAACCCGGUUCACAUCCAUCUUUUCAGAUGCCGGGAGUUGGGCACGUCUCAAACCAUCAUCACCAUCAUCAUCACUUCAGCAGCUCCUCCUCAUCAACUUUACAGUUGCAACCACCAAGUGGACAAACACCUUCCUACAUGUGCUCCCCCUCAAACAGUAGACCAGCCUAUCUCAGCAUAAAAUUAGCACAUCCACGAGCUACGGACAUGGUCUUGAUUGCAAGCCCCAACGGACCGCACUUGAGGCUUCUAAAACAGUCCAUGGCAUUAGUGGUAUUCUCCCUCCGACCAAUUGAUCGUUUGGCCAUCGUCACAUACUCAUCUGCUGCAGCACGUGUGUUCCCUCUCCGGUGCAUGACAUCCUACGGAAAGAGAACGGCCUUACAAGUUAUCGAUCGCCUUUUCUACAUGGGUCAAGCUGAUCCAAUAGAAGGGCUCAAGAAAGGGAUAAAGAUACUCGAAGAUCGUGCACAUAAGAAUCCACAGUCAUGCAUCUUACAUUUGUCUGAUAGUCCAACGAGAUCAUACCACGCCAUGAACCUUCAAUUCCCUAUUCCUAUACAUCGGUUUCACAUCGGAUUCGGCUUUGGCACCUCUAAUGGGUUUGUAAUGCAUGAAUUUGAAGAGUUCCUAACACAAUUAUUGGGAGGUGUAGUUAGAGAAGUUCAAUUGAGAAUUGGGGAGGAAGGGCGGAUCAUAAGGCUUGGGGAUCUACGAGGUGGCGAAGAGAGAAGGAUAUUAAUGGACUUAGGUGAGUGUGUACAUGUAUCUGUAGGGUAUAGCUAUGUGGAAGGAGGAAGUGAAGAAUGCAUGAAAACAGGGGAAACAAUGGUGAGUGUAGAGGAUAAGAGGGAAACAGAAGAUGGGAACAGAGAGAAUGGUAUUAACAUUGUUGGGGGAAGGACAAGCAGUGUUGAGAAUUGGGAUUACCAUGAUCCUUACAUGGCUAGAAGAUGGGCUAAGCAUUUGCAUGGAUACAGGUUCUGAAUCUGAAAUCAAGCUACCCCAAAAUCCCACUGUAGAUAUAUGGCUUCACAUUUCAUUCAUUUUCCACAGGGAUUUUGGUCAUUCAAUCCAAUGGCUUAUCCUCUAUAAUAUAUACUCCAAAAUCUUUCAAGAUAUCUAAUUUUAUUGGUGCAACACUUGAACUUCAUUGUUCAUUUGAGUCAAUUAUUCCAUCAGUUAGGAUAAA